ACUCCCUCCCGGCUCGUCCUAAUUGCCGGUCCAGACGUUUCGUGCAUGGGCUGCGCAAGAGCGUCAAACUCCAUGCUGGAUUAUUUCUGAGUGGACUGAUUUGUUUGAUUCUAUAGCUCAUUGUCAGUGCCCUAUUCUCAGCAGGACCUCUAAAACAAAGUGUGGACUCGUUUUUAGCGGACCGCGUGACGCGGUUUUAUAUUUAUAUAUAUAUAUAUAUAUAUAUAUAUAUAUAUAUAUAUAUUUUUUUUUUUUUCUCGCUCCCUUUUUUUGGCAUCGGACGUCUGCCGUCACUUCAGUGGCAGGGAGUUGAUCGAAGAGACUACUGUCUCCAGUCUGUAUUUUGCUCAAUUGCUUUCCUCCUCAAUUUUCUUUUUGCACUUGACUGUUGACGUUGCGCCGGGAUGGAUUCCUUCGUCGUGGCAGCUCUGGUGCUGUGCUCGCUCACGGCCACAGCCUGCGGGGACAAAGGCGCCAGCAAAGCCAGGAGUUGUUCGGAUAUAAGGCACUUUUAUACCGGCAAAGGAUUCGCAGUGAACGGCAUUCCUCAGUCGGAAAUAUCGGGAGAGCACCUGCGCAUCUGUCCUCAGGGUUACACCUGCUGCACCAGCGACAUGGAGGACAGCCUAGCCGUCCUGAGCCGAGGAGAGAUGGAGGACCUCCUCAAAGACGCCGGACGCUCCUUGCAGGUGUCCCUCGGAGGACAGUGUAAGGCCUUUGAUGGUUAUUUCCUGGAGCUGCUGAACAACUCGGCCCUCGCGCUACAGGAGACCUUCAUGUCCACCUGGAGGUCGUUCUACUCCCAGAAUGCUCUUGUGUUCAGCGACCUCUACACGGAUUUGAGGCACUACUACCGAGGCUCUAACAUUAACCUGGAAGAUGCUCUCAAUGAAUUCUGGGCAAGGCUUCUGGAGAGACUCUUCUUCCAUGCAAACAAGCAGUAUUCCAUCGGGGACGAGUACUUGGAGUGUGUCUCGAAACAGCUGGAGACACUUCACCCUUUCGGAGAGGUGCCCCGUGACCUCAAGAUUAAGGUCACCCGCACGUUUGUGGCCGCCCGGUCCUUUGUUCAAGGUCUGGUCGUCAGUGGAGAGGUGGUCCGUAAAGUGUCCCAGGUGCAACUGAGUCAGGAGUGCAUGCGAGCCAUUAUGAGGAUGACUUACUGUCCCCACUGCCGAGGCAUGCCCACCGCCAGACCUUGCGUCAACUACUGCAGCAACGUCUUGAAGGGUUGCCUGGCCAACCAGGCGGACCUCAACACCGAAUGGCGGCACUUGGCAGAAACUAUGAUGCAGGUGUCCAAUCACUUCGAUGGCCCAUCCGGUUUGGAUGUUGUGGUCCUCUCUCUUCCCUACCGCAUAUCAGAAGCUAUGACGACCAUGGUGGAACAUUUGGAGUCCACCAACAGCAAGUUGAUUCUGGCAUGCGGGCCGCUCCGAGAAAAAUCAGUCGGCGCUGCAGAAGCCGACGUCUUCCCGAAGAAGGAAAAGGUCACAGUUGAGGAGAGGUCGGCGAGCAGCGCCAACAAACUUGGCCGACUGGUGUCUGAAGUAACGAUGAGGCUGAGGGACAUGCAGUCGUAUUGGACUUCUCUCCCGGGAAUGCUGUGCAGCGAUCGAGUGGCCAUGGGCGCGGGUGCUGAAGAUAGGUGCUGGAACGGAAUGACCCGCGCCAGAUACCUCCCCGAAGUCAUCGGCGACGGCCUGGCGAGCCAAAUCAACAACCCCGAAGUGGAAAUCGACAUCACCAAGCCAGACAUGGCAAUAAGGCAGCAGAUCAUGCAGCUGAAGAUCAUGACGCACCGCCUAAAGAAUGCUCUCAAUGGCAACGAUGUGGACUUCCAGGACACCAGCGAUGAUUCCAGCGGUUCCGGAAGCGGCGCCAUUUGCACCGACGAAGCGUGUUCCCGAUCCCAUCGCAUCGUGCUGCCCGUCACCGAGCGACCCGUGUACCCCUACCCUCCCGAAAACAAGAAGGUGGUGAAAGGCUCAGCCGGUCAGAACCUUCCUUCCAUCGCCACUUGUCUCCUUCCCCUGCUUGUUUUGCGGCUGCGAUAAUGGCCAGCGAGGCUGAGACUGAGGUUGGGACCGGCUUUGGGCUUGGUGAUGGUUUGAGAAGGUGGGGCGGGGGGCGGGGGGCGGGGGAGGGAGACCAGAGCUCCGGGUCUUAGUUACUCUGCCAAAACUUCACUUCGUAUAAAGAUUUUGGACGGACUUUGCUUUGAGUUGGGAUGAGAAGAAACAUGGAAUUACAAGUCCUCAAAAAUGCGCUCUUGUCUUUCAUCUCUCGCUAUAAUAUGACACUGUCAGAGGUGCUUUUUUUGUUUUGGAAUCUUUCCCGUGUUUGGGGCAAUUGUAACGAAAAGUCGUGUUUAACGCUAACACCGUAGGCGGAGGAAGGCAUUUCUUAGUUCUCUUUUAAUGGCACUUAGUGAUUCGAUGGUAUUAAUUUGUUGACAACUGACCCAGAGUGAUUUAAUCACUCCCUAAUUUGACUGUGGAAGUCACACUUUUCAGCAAACGAACAUUUGCAUACAAAUGUCAACUCUGUGCAAUUUUCUUCCUCUGACUCACCUGCUCUGAAAAUUCUCCCUCCCUCAUUCCUCCCGUCACGGGACCUGAGGUCAGUCCAUCAAGAUAAAGUGUGUCAAACCUCAAUGGGAACACACUGUCAGGAUUUUCCAAGAAAAACAGCCCAUCGCGUUCCAUCAAUGUAGGAUGACGGAGAGAAGUUUCGAAAUAAUCUUUAGUGACAAAAAGACCCCAAUACAGGAUUCCCUGGCGAGUAAGUGACACGACCCCCCCCCCCGCCAAGGAACUUGCGACAUGGUGACAAAGCGCUACUUUGGUCUCAAAGCGGAAGUCGUGUCCUUUUUUCUUUUUUGUUGUUGUUUUUUUUUUACUUGACUCCCACUUUAAUGACGCUCCGCAUCCCACUUCUACAUGAUUUCUUGGCACCGAGAUGGUGCCAAAGCACAACUUUUGUCCAAACAGAUCUCCCCCCCCCCCCCCACUUACAUCAGUAGAACUACCCUUGAACGGAGAUAGCCCCAAAGCACUCCUUUUGUCUAAAUGAAGCUCCUCAACUCACUCCAAUGCAGUUUCUCAGCAUCAAAAUGCUUUUUUUUGCUUUGCUUUUAUUUUUCAAGAGAACCAUUGCUUCUGCAGUAGACGGGGACUAUCCACUCUGAUUGAACGCACAUCAAAAUGAUCAUUUUUCGAUGGAUUAUUUCUUUGUCGUAACGAUGCUUCUUGCCAGUUUGUCAUGUAUAUUUAUUUCCGUGGCAAAGGAUGGCCCGUGCGUGAGGAACAGCACAAUCCCGUCGAGAAUUUGCCAAAAAUUUGUAUCGUCACAACCACCCCCCAAAAAAUAAUCAACAAACCACAAUCUUUUAGUUUUCUGCUUCUAUAAAAAGAAAAAAAAAUGCACCUGUGUCUGAUACUGCAGCUCCAUGUUAAGACGUCGAGACUUUUGUCUAAGUUUAACAAGCACAUUUUAGAAUUAUAGUUCUGAAAUGGGAUCUUUUCAUGGGUGUUUGUGUAGCACGGAUGUGUGUGCGUGUGCGCGUGCGUGCGUGCGUGCCUGCGUGCGUGCGCUUUGACGCUGCUCUCCAGUCAGUCACGACGCCUCAUCAUUCACGUUGCAAAUAUGGUUUGAAAUAACCUCAACGCUCCACUCAGUUCAAUUUGGAGCGAUGAGGAAAUAUCAACGACAUGUUGGGCUUUCUUGUUUCUAUUGACUUUAUGGUUGUGUUGUUAUCGGAAAUCCGUGGCGAAAAGAAAUGCCAGAAAGUGGUUGGAAAAGAACAAUGCAGAUGUCUUGUUUGCUGUUGUAUCUAAAAUGGUCAAUUAUAAACAUUAUACGAUUUUCAA
Syngnathus typhle (broad-nosed pipefish) is the source of this 3872-nucleotide messenger RNA. RefSeq names its product glypican-1-like. Bases 405 to 2057 code for a protein of 550 amino acids. The transcript is spliced from 10 exons. Gene Ontology annotation, molecular function: fibroblast growth factor binding. Gene Ontology annotation, cellular component: plasma membrane; synapse; extracellular region. The record is from RefSeq and is a predicted model, not a curated record. Lineage: Eukaryota; Metazoa; Chordata; Actinopteri; Syngnathiformes; Syngnathidae. Gene Ontology annotation, biological process: negative regulation of fibroblast growth factor receptor signaling pathway; regulation of protein localization to membrane; cell migration.